AUGGAUAGAAAAUCUGCUAGAAUAAAAGCAGAGUUGCAAAGAUAUGGUUGGAGAGUUUCGAAGAAGUUUAAAUAUAGGAAGGGAAGACCCAUAAAAGUCUAUGACAAAUUGUCUGGUCUUCGCUACGAAAUGGAUUUGGAAACAGCACGUGCAAAUUAUCCAAACAGACUAGAGAGGUUAGAAGAAGAACGUCUUAUGGACAUGCCUUUCGAUGUUAGUGAACCUCAAGUUGAAGGACACGACGGCUUUGCCAGAUUCUACUGGAAACAUGACGAACAAUUGCAUCCUUUGAGAAGGAAAAAAGGAAAAGGUGAAGACGCACAUGCUCCCAUGGAAAGAACAAGAUAUGCAUAUGAAAAGUAUCGUGAAGUUAGAAGUCAAAUUACAUCUGGUCGAACCUUUACAGUAAACUUUGACGAAGGAAAGAACAAAGAAGGCUUCAUGGGUGUACUUGCUGCCAUACAAGACGGAAAUAAGAAAGGACACAAUCUCAGAUUGACCAUAACAGAUUUGGAUGGUCACAUUUACUAUGCACAUGGCAAUGUCACAACAGCCGCACAACUUCUUGACGCUUUCAAGACUACAAAGAGAGAACAAAUGGUUGACUCCGACUCAGACAUUUUGAAUGCAAUUGAAGGAAUUGCAAGUGUCAAGUUCGAAUGGUACCAACCUAACCCUCAAGCAGUCAGACAACAUGCUGGAUACUUCCCGUUCAGAAAUAAGUCUGACAUUGACUUGA
Messenger RNA from Trichomonas vaginalis G3, 739 nucleotides. RefSeq lists its product as uncharacterized. The record is from RefSeq and is a predicted model, not a curated record. The transcript has a single exon. NCBI's taxonomy places the organism in Eukaryota, Parabasalia, Trichomonadida, Trichomonadidae. The annotation marks the transcript as partial.